UGGAAGUGGAAAGCUGGGCCUAGUUGAGUUCAAGAUCCUGUGGACCAAAAUUGAAACGUACUUGAACAUCUAUCGCCAGAAGGAUGUGGACAAGUCGGGGACCAUAAGCUCCACGGAGAUGCGCAUGGCUGUGGACGAGGCUGGAUUCAGUCUGAAUAAUUCACUGCAUCAGAUCAUAGUGGCACGUUACAGUGAGCCAAGCCUCACUAUCGACUUUGACAAUUUUGUGGGUUGUCUUGUUCGGCUUGAAUCCAUGUUCAAAACAUUUAAAACACUGGACAAGGAUGGGUCAGGGGUGGUCGAGUUGAAUUUCCUUGAGUGGAUGAAUGUGUCACUACUCUAAAAUGAGAAGAUUCAACACCUCCUUCAUACCUGGGGGACAAUGAACAAGAAUGGAAGCAAUACUUUUUUUCUGAAGAAUUAGGAAAAUCACUUAGCUGGGUUUUAAAUGAGGGUAUGUUCUGACAAACCUAUUCUGUGACACCUUGUUAAUGUCUCACACAUUACAGUAUAUGGAAUAUAUCAAUGCAAAAAUGGGAUGGGAUGUAUCGGAAAUUUGUUUUAUUUCGUUUUAAAUUUGCCUCAUCUGGGUUUAACAAAAUGUAGGAAUAAUGAAUUGUUGAAUUUUGAACAGGUUUUAGGUUGUAACAAAAUACUGUCACACAGCUAAAGAUUCAAAUAAUAAAUCUAACUUGCAUACUCUA
Messenger RNA from Osmerus eperlanus (European smelt), 704 nucleotides. Its product is annotated as calpain-1 catalytic subunit-like. Gene Ontology annotation, cellular component: calpain complex. The record is from RefSeq and is a predicted model, not a curated record. NCBI's taxonomy places the organism in Eukaryota, Metazoa, Chordata, Actinopteri, Osmeriformes, Osmeridae. Bases 119 to 343 code for a protein of 74 amino acids. The transcript has 5 exons.